This is a messenger RNA of Dipodomys spectabilis (banner-tailed kangaroo rat), 1982 nucleotides long. Its product is annotated as acyl-coenzyme A synthetase ACSM4, mitochondrial-like. The transcript has 9 exons. NCBI's taxonomy places the organism in Eukaryota, Metazoa, Chordata, Mammalia, Rodentia, Heteromyidae. Gene Ontology annotation, cellular component: mitochondrial matrix. Gene Ontology annotation, biological process: fatty acid biosynthetic process; acyl-CoA metabolic process. Gene Ontology annotation, molecular function: fatty acid ligase activity; fatty-acyl-CoA synthase activity. The record is from RefSeq and is a predicted model, not a curated record. The coding region runs from base 538 to 1488 and encodes 316 amino acids.
CUCGUGGCUGGUGAAACCAACGCGAAUAUUGGAACAAGGCAUAGACUUUGCUUUGGAGGAACCUGUCGGUUUACUCCUUCUAACCUGGAAACAAUGGCUCUUUCUUCUGCUGGCUGCACCUGGUGUCCUGCCUACUGGCCCAAAGGAUGAAGUGGACUCAGUGUUUCAAUCAAUUACUCUGGUUGUCCAGAGAAACAAAAUCUCUCCUCCCAGAGGAUAACAAUCCUCCCAACUGCACAUCUGAGACUUGAAGCCACAAUGACAUAGAUGCCCCUAAAAGAAGGGGGCAAAAGCCAACUUUCUACCAGAUACAGAACUGAGAGUCUUUGUGAAGAUGCGGAAGAUCUUUCUGGAUCCAUAAUAACUUUUGCUAGUAAGUGUAUGUGCUGCUGAAGUGAGCACUCUGUUGAUUUUAUUGAAAGGGUGAGGUCAACAAAAUUCUCCUGGGCCCAUCCUCUUGACAGAGCCCACUGACUUUUAUCUCGAUAAAGAAGAAAAGACCGUGGUACUUCUCCACCAGCAAAGUCCUGUGGAAUCAUGAAUUUUUUUCACUACCAGAUAUUUAGAUUCAGCUGGUUCACCAAGCCAGCUGGCAGACAUUUCCACAGAAACCAUCAACUUGGGGCACACCUUGCUCUUGCUGACUUGGAAGCCAUCAAUCGUUGUGAAAUGUCACUGCCUAAGAACUUUAACUUUGCUGGGGAUGUGAUAGAUCAGUGGUCACAAAAAGAGAAGAUUGGGGAGAGACCAGCCAACCCAGCCCUGUGGUGGGUGAAUGGCCAAGGAGACGAGGUGAAAUGGAGCUUCAGAGACCUGAGUACCUUAUCCCGAAAGGCUGCCAAUAUGCUCACCAAGCCUUGCAACCUGCAGAGAGGAGACCGAGUGGCUGUGAUUCUACCCAGAAUCCCUGAAUGGUGGCUUAUCAAUGUGGCUUGCAUGCGGACAGGGCUUGUCUUCAUGCCAGGAACAACCCAGCUGACAGCAAAAGACAUCCUCUACCGACUGAAAGUAUCCAAGGCCAAGUGCAUUGUGGCCAGUGAAGAGGUGGCCCAAGCAGUGGAGUCCAUUGCAUCAGAGUGCCCUAACCUGAAGACUAAACUCCUGGUGUCUCCACAAAGCCACCAUGGAUGGCUCAACUUCCAAGACCUAUUUCAAUCUGCUUCUGAAGAGCACAGCUGUGUGGAGACAGGAAGUCAAGAACCAAUGGCCAUUUAUUUCACCAGUGGAACCACGGGCUCCCCUAAGAUGGCUCAGCACUCACAGAGUAGCCUUGGUAUUGGGUAUGCCCUUUGCGGAAGGUACUGGUUAGACUUGAAGUCCUCAGAUAUCAUGUGGAAUAUGUCUGAUACAGGCUGGAUCAAAGCUGCCAUUGGUAGUGUAUUUUCUUCCUGGCUUCGGGGUGCCUGUGUUUUUGUGCACCAGAUGGUCCAGUUUGACACUAACACCUUCCUAGAUGUACGUAUUUACCUCUAUUUACAUAAUCUCUAGAAGACCUCCUUUCUCUCACAAAAACCACAUGGAAAUGAUGCUUCAGAAUAGCCUCUAGAGAUCUGGUUUCUGGAUGUAUUUAACAGAGUAGAAAGAGAUCACCCACAAAAUUGGUCAGUACAAAAUAUAUAUUUUGCUUCCCACUGUUCGGGAUUUACUAAUAUCACUAAAAUGUGGCUGCUUAGGAGCUUUGUUCUAAAUCAUAGAAGUCUUAAAUUUUAGUAAACAUUUUGUUUCUGAUUCAGUAGGGGGGAAAAGACAAUAGUUGAUCUGUCUGAAUUCCUUGUGGAAGAGACUGGUGGUGGAGGGGGUCAUUGUAUCUAUUCUCUAUUUCCUUCCUCUCUAAACACUAUACAUCCCAUUUUAAUUUGCAGGCCCUAGUACUCUUCCAGAAACCAGGCCUGAACUUACUUUUUAACCAGAAAUAACUAGAUUGAGAUAUUUGAUAACUAACCUUUAGAAAAAUGUGAUUUCAGCCAGUUAUUUCUUACCCA